This is a messenger RNA of Trachymyrmex cornetzi, 747 nucleotides long. RefSeq lists its product as uncharacterized. The transcript has a single exon. Bases 1 to 747 code for a protein of 248 amino acids. The record is from RefSeq and is a predicted model, not a curated record. NCBI's taxonomy places the organism in Eukaryota, Metazoa, Arthropoda, Insecta, Hymenoptera, Formicidae.
AUGGGAUGGUGGGAUUUAGAAUGUAAGAAGUUCAAAAGAAGAGUGAAAAGAGAAUUAAGGAAGUGGAAAAGGGAGGGAGGAGAUAGAACAAGAUAUAAAGAAUUAAAGAGAGAAUAUGGUAAGUUAUGUGAAGGAAAGGAGAAAGAAGAAAAUGACAGAUGGAUAGAGAUAGCAAAAGGAGCGAGGACGGAAGUGAAGGUAUGGGAGGUGGUCAACAGGGAGAGAAAAAAGAAAAAAGGGAUAGAAGAAGGGAUACAAACGGAAGAGUGGGUAGAGUAUUUCAAGAAUAUGUUAGGAGUGGAGGGAAGAGUAAGAAGAGGGAUAAGGAGAGGGGGAAAGGAUGAUGGGGAGCUGGAUAUAACGAGGGAAGAAAUAAAGAGAGCAAUAGGGAAAUUGAAGAACGGAAAGGCGGUAGGAACAGACGAAGUGCCAGGGGAGGUAUGGAAGUAUGGAGGGGAGAAGGUAGAGGACUGGGCAUUGAAGAUGUGUAAUAAGGUAUGGAGAGGGGAGGAGUGGAUUGAGGAGUGGAAUGAGGGAAUAAUAGUCCCUAUAAAGAAGAAAGAAGAGGGAAAGAAGGAUUAUAGAGGGAUAACAUUGACAUCAACGUUAUAUAAGGUGUAUGCAAUGAUUAUAUGGGAAAGAUUAGAGAAAGAAAUAGAAGAAAGAAAGAUGGUGCCGCAGAAUCAGGCAGGGUUCAGAAGGGGUAUAGGGACAGUGGAUAAUAUCAUCAUAAUAAUAACAUUAUGA